Molecule: messenger RNA, 1473 nt
Organism: Cooperia oncophora
Lineage: Eukaryota; Metazoa; Nematoda; Chromadorea; Rhabditida; Trichostrongylidae
Source: the annotation of a GenBank genome assembly
AUGAGCGGAUCACGUGACUUCUCCUCUAUCGCUCGAUCUCUUCUGCUCAAGCAACCGAGUGAAGAAGUACGCCGUACAAACGUUACGGAGCUUGAGGUGACAAGACCAGUCGCUGAACAACGUGCUCAGAGUAAUGCUUGCCUCUGCACAGCAUUUCAAGCUGUUUCGCUUGAAAUGUUCGUUAGUAAUGAAGCAAGUAGCUCUGAGAAACGCCGCGUAUUGAGCCCAGAAACGAAGGCUGUCAUCGCUAACGUGAAGCAGUUCUUCGCAAAGCUGAAAGAACAUCUUGGGCCAACUUCACGUGGUACCGUUUUCAGCUCGGUUACUGCGAUAACUGCCACGGCUUGCGGUGUCAGCGACAGAAUGGUCGAGAAGGUUACGAACACACCGGUCCGCCCUGCGAUUACGCAGUCAGCUCGCAAGAGUUGCUCUCGGAAAGCAGCGGUUAUGACCGCGAUGAAUAACCUUGGCCCAAUUUGGGGCGAGCGGAUCAGGCGGCUGGUCCACAGGAUGCUUAAGGACGAGAAGGACGUCACGAUCCUCGAGUUGCGGCAGGAAAUGAUGAUGGCUUAUCCGGACUUCACUUACUCUUCAACGACACUUUGGAGGCUUGUGAAAGGCCUUGGCUUUUCAUACAAGAUCCUCAAGGGACAACGCUAUAUUUUCGAACGUUCGGAUCUUGCCAAGAAGCGGUCCCUAUAUUUGAGGAAAAUUGAGGAAGCCAGGAGGAGAGGGGACUGCAUAGUUUACAUGGACGAGACGUGGGUGUUCGCCGGGAUGGUAAAGAGGAGAGGUUGGUCAGACAACACCAUGUCGCGCUUUCCCACCGCUGCUGAGAUACAGCGGUAUUCUUGCGGUAAGACUGCUGGGAAGAACAAGGGGAGGCGCGGUAUUGUUAUGACGGCCAUGAGUGAGGAUGGAAUCGUACCCGGCUGCACCAAUGUAUUCGUGGAUAGACACCGCACUAUGCACCACGAUUCCACCCGCGAGAUGGACCACAUAAUGUUCGAGAAUUGGUUGGAAUCGUCCAUCCCCCUCAUGAAGGAAUUUGCGGCGGGACGGAAUGUUACGCUAGUGCUCGACAACGCCCCUUAUCACACAAGAGCACUGGAGAAGGUGAGAUUUAGUCAAGCAAUGAAUAAAAGAAAAAAACGCGACAUGUUUGUUUAUAAGAUUCCGACCAGACACUCCACUAAGCGAGAGAUCAUCAGCUUCCUCAGCUUCCAUGGAGUCGAAGUGGCGAUCGAUAGUGAAAAAGCGUCCGUAGUAGAGGAGCUCGAAGACUUCGUCGCCAGUCGAGGCGGUAGAGCAGCUUUACGCUGUUUCGCUGCUGAGAGCAUAUGUGAAGAUAUGGGGGUGAGAACUAGGGCCCUAGACGUUCUAGAGGGUGUAACAAGGAGCCAUUGCGAGGGAUGGUGCAGAGCAGCGUUAGAGGAGGAGGAUUCAGCUCGGAUGAAAGAUGCUCCUGGAUGA